AUGAAGAAGAUUUAUUAUAAAAACCUAAUUUUUAAGCAGUUCCAGUUUAAACGACUUAUUAAGCAGCUGCAGUUCAAGGACAUUCAUCAUUAUCUCCAGCUCUAUAAAGCUAUAUACCAUAAAAUAUAAACUAAAAUAGCAUUUGCUAAUCUGAAGAUUAAAAACCCAUACCUAAACCUAUUAAAAUUACAUAAAAAUCAACUGGAAAAAAAAUUCUAGCUGCUACAAAAACGAACUAUUCUGAUGAAGUAGAUUAAUUAUAAAAACCUACUUUUUAAGCUUUACCAGUUCCAAAUACAAAUUAAACCGCUACAGUUAUAAGGUCAGUUUUUCCUGCAACUAUAAAUAGCAUAACAUAUUAAACACUUCAUUAAGAGAGCGAUGAUUAUUCUGAAGAUUAAAAGCGUAUUUGUUAAUAUGCUGUUGGUAAUUAAUAACCAAUAAAUGAUUUUGAAGAAGAAGAACCUUUGCAGGGUUUAUCUCAUAUUCCAAGAAAAACAAAACUUGCAGAUUUUAUAUCUUAAUCCAAAACAAAGAUAGAAGUAUUUGGACCUUUUAAACAACAAAUGUUUUUGA
Messenger RNA from Tetrahymena thermophila SB210, 576 nucleotides. RefSeq lists its product as hypothetical. The record is from RefSeq and is a predicted model, not a curated record. Lineage: Eukaryota; Ciliophora; Oligohymenophorea; Hymenostomatida; Tetrahymenidae. The transcript has a single exon.